CAGAAGGGAGAAUGCUCGAGGCCCGGCAGCUUUUAGCUUCGGGAGAAAGACCUCAGCGUUGAAGCUGGCUCCGACACCGAUGAGCUAAAGACUUGGGAGAGGGGCAUGCCUUGGAGUGGACGGAAGAAGGGCUGGGUGGGUUGACAGGUGGUGCAAGCAGAGAGACCCCAGGAAACCUCGCAGAGUGGGGGCGGAACGCGAGUUAAAUAUGGACUCAACCUUACAGGCAUAAACCCCUCCCACGCAGUCUUCCCAUUGCCCUUCCCUAACCCGGCCACAGGCUCCCAGGCUCCCGACUGUCCCCAAACGCACGGGGUGUGGCCAUUAGCCAUCCUCCCCCGAGCCCUUCACGACAGCUGCGGGGCACAGUGCUCAGGGCGCGGGGCCCGCUCCUCCCCCUGCGCCGGUGGGGAUCUCAAGGCGAUGAGCAGCGGCCCGCGGGGGUGCUGGGUCCCUCCUAGUCCCCUACCCCCCACCCCGGCCGGCCAGGCAGGGGAACUGCUCUCCGGGGGCUGCAGAGCCACCCACCUGCCCUGGCCCCCGCAACUGGGACCCCUAGAAGGGAAGGGUGGAGUGAAAGAAGGUUCGGGAAGAUCUCGGGGCUGGCUAGUUUUGGAGACGCCGAUAAAUCACCCCCCAUCCCCACCCCCGAGCCUGGUCCCUGGAGGGGCGGCCUCUCCCCGCCCCCGGCCGCGCGGCCCGCUCCCUCCUCCCGCGGGCAGGAGCCCAGGCCAAGUGGGCGCGCCCGGCCCGGGGCGGCCGGGAUCCGGUGUCGGCUGCAGCUGGCAGUGCGGCGGGCGCGGGUGCGGAGCGGGCGGCCGGCAGGCCGGCUAUUAAUAACGCGGCCGCCGAGCCCGGGGUCGCUCAGCCAUGGCCAGCCCGGAGCCCCGGCGCGGCGGGGACGGCGCCGCCCAGGCCGCGAGGGAAACAGAAGCAGAGGCCAGUUCUCCUCUUCAGGAGGAGGAGAACUCUGAAUCCCUGGAUGAGGCGGGGACCUUGAACCCAGAAGUUACUCUAUCUUUGGAGGGGACCUUGAGUUUAGAGGACAUUCUGUACCUGGGGGACACGGAUGACUUUGAUGAGACACUGUUCGUGGAAGAGACUGAGAGGCCUGAGGAGACACUGUAUAUUGAGGAGACCAGACAGCCAGAUGAGGCGCUGUAUGUGGAAGAGCCUGUGAAGCUGGAGGAGACACUGCACGUGAAGGAGGCUGUGAAGCCAGAUGAGAUACAGUUUGUAGAAGAGCCCGUGAAGCCAGAAAAGACCACAAGCCCAGAGCAGCUUGUUUAUGGGGGCGAGACAGUUACAAGUGAAGAGAAACCUAACCCUGAGGAGAGCCUCAGAGCCGGGCCUACGCCCAGCACAGAGAGCCUCAGCGUCGAGGACCUGGAAUUGCUAGAGGGCCGUUUCCAGCAAUGUGUCCAAGCUGUGGCCCAGCUGGAAGAGGAGAGGGAUCAGCUCAUCCAUGAGCUUGUGCUGCUCCGGGAACCCGCCCUACAGGAGGUGCAACAAGUCCAUGAGGACAUCCUGGCUGCCUACAAACUGCAUGCCCAAGCAGAACUGGAGAGGGAUGCGCUGAGGGAGGAGAUCCGGCUGGUCAAGCAGAAGCUGUUCAAGGUGAUGAAGGAGUGUGUGGCCUACCAAUACCAGUUGGAGAGCCGCCGGCAGGAUGUGGCCCAGUUUGCCGAUUUCCGGGAAGUGCUGACUAAACGGGCAGCCCAGCUCUCGGAGGAACUGGCCCAACUCCAGGAUGCCUAUCAGAAGCAGAAGGAGCAGUUACGGCAGCAACUAGAAGCACCUCCAAGCCAGAGGGACGGGCACUUCCUCCAGGAGAGCCGGCGGCUCUCUGCCCGGUUUGAGAACCUCAUAGCAGAAAGCCGCCAGGGCCUGGAGGAGGAGUAUGAGCCUCAGCUGCUGCGGCUCCUAGAGAGGAAAGAAGCUGCUGCCAAAGCUCUGCAGAAGACGCAGGCCGAGAUCCAGGAGAUGAAGGAGGCUCUGAGACCCCUGCAAGCGGAGGCCCGGCAGCUCCACCUGCAGAAUAAGAACCUGGAGGACCAGAUCACGCUUGUGAGGCAAAAGCGAGACGAGGAGGUGCAGCAGUACAGGGAACAGCUGGAGGAAAUGGAAGAACGACAGAGGCAGUUAAGAAGUGGGGUGCAACUCCAGCAACAGAAGAACAAAGAGAUGGAGCAGCUAAGAAUCAGCCUUGCUGAAGAGCUCUCAACUUACAGGGCUAUGCUACUCAAGAGCCUGGAACAGGCUAACGCUCCCACUUCUCAGACAGGUGGAAUCGAGACACAGUCUCAAGGUGAUCCUUGUGGGUACAAGAGUGGUGUUUGCAUCAUUGCUGCUUUCCUAACAAUACUAAUGCCUUAAAAAAAUUUAAGCGUGUGUCUAAUGACAAAUAAGUCACUUAGGGAUAACACAUACCUCCAAAUUGCCUGGUUCAAGCAUUCAGGGUUCACCUGGAAUGUUUCAACUUCUAGUAGGACUCAAAAUAUGCCCUAAUUAUCACUAGGAAUUCUGUAACGGGAUAAAACAUCGAGGCUCUGUGCAUUCUUACUUUCCUCACCACCCCCAAUGCAAUGUGCUGUUCAUAAAUAGUUUCCUUAGAAUAGCAGAGAAGGCAGUAAUGUUACCUAAGACUUACUCAGACUGUGACAAAGGAGGCCAAGAAAACUGAAUUAAUCUGUAAAUCAUAAACAAAGCUGAACAGGGUGUUGUUUAUAGGAUGAGGGACAGGAUUAUUGCUUAAUAUGUGAAAGCAGCAGCACGCCUAUCCAUUAAUUUCUUUAUAUACCAAUAUGUUCUCAUAUUCUUUAUAAAGUCUUAAAUUCUCUUGGAUAAAGAAAUUAAGGAUAAAAAAGGUCUGUGUCGAGUAGACAGAUGCCCAUUAAUUUUAUUCCUAAUUUCCUAGUUAAUCUUACAUCUUGGAUACAAAUUCUCAGAUAACUAUUAUAACUGAUGCUUUUCCUCUCUUACUAGUAUUUUCUUUUACUGUUUUAUCCAGGGAUAAAUGAUUACACUUAUUGUUUGUGAAAUUAGAACCUUGUAAUUGAGGAAAAUGAUCUGCUAAACACCUUUGUGUGGAUCAGAUUAAAAGCGCAAUAGGGAAAAGGCAAUGAUUAAUCCAAAGAAAAGAAACUACAGAAUUUCAUGCACUGUAAAUUAAUACCUGUGUAAAGUUAACCUGGGCAGAGAAGUACUUUAGCUAGCCCCUCCUAUCACCAUCACAUAGCUUACCACUUAUUCUAUUUUGCAAAUAGGAGGCACUCAAAUAUUUGCUCGGGGAAAGUCAUCCCUGAUCAUACAAAGAUCACACUCGAGCAAUCUCUCUCCAACACAGCAUGCACUAACUAAACUUUAGAAGUUCACUGUUAAAAACUUUACACUGUAUUAUUUCAAGUUGCAGAAAGUGUAAACUUAUUUUUUUCUCUCUCAACCUUACAGGGGCUGUUUAGAAAGGUAUGGCCAAAUCUGUAACCCAGAAACAAAAAAGACUUCUUAGCAAAGGAUCACUGAGUACCCUUUGGACAUUUUUUUCCCCCAAACAGAAGGGAGUGCCAGGGACUUGGCAAGCAAUUCACCCUGGAAAGUUACAAAUACUGCCUGACCUGUUUAAAAAGAUUCUAGGCCUGGCUGGAUGCAGAACACCAUCAGUCAACUCUGAGCUGGAUUCCAUUUCACAGGCUGCUGGUACUGAUCUCAAUGCACUGAGAAACGGAAAAAUGAGCUUCCUGUCCUCCAGCAGCAACGCUCACAUGCAGACUGCGGAAAAGAUGAAUGUACGGACACAUCUUAUAGUAUUGUGAAGAAUCUAUCUUGCCUUGUGUUGACCCAAACCAAAAACAUUUUUUUGGAGCACAGAUGGGGUGAAAAAGGCAGCCGAUUUUCAUUAUAUGGGUUCACAAUUUGAAUUAUUUUGUGCAAUGAGUGUUAGAAUUUAAAUGAAUUCUUUUACAAAAUUUACUUUUCUUUAAGUCUAUGCUCACUCAUACAGUUUACUCUUAAUUGUGUCAAGAUAAUUCUCACCAUACUCUAGAAGAACUACUGACUUGGGAAAAAAGAACCAAUCCAGAUUUGAACCUAAAGGUUACGGAUUUUCAGAUUUCUGCAAAGAUAUUACCUAAUGAAAAUGAUUUGGGGUCCGAGUGAUCUACUCAGUUCAACUGAGUGAUUAGCAAAGAACCAGGCGUUUUACCUGGUUAUGGCACUUGGCGACAAAGGCUAUCAAGAGCCUAUUAUUUCUAACGUCUAAGUACAGGCUCUAGUGAAACACAUACUGCGGAGAUUCAACCUCUCUGAGAGAAAAGGUUCAAACACCUUUUCCAAGUUUAAAUUUUGCCUUAAGUUCUUUCUGCCACAUUGCCUUUGAGAAUAUUGAAAGUCCAGGUAGUUCUCUAGGGAUGGACUUCACAAAGAUGUUAUUUUAUCAAAGACCAGCCUGAGCACCUCUGACUCAGUGUUUUAUGUCUUCCGCUCCCCCGGGAA
This is a messenger RNA of Equus quagga, 4491 nucleotides long. RefSeq names its product syncoilin, intermediate filament protein (gene SYNC). NCBI's taxonomy places the organism in Eukaryota, Metazoa, Chordata, Mammalia, Perissodactyla, Equidae. The record is from RefSeq and is a predicted model, not a curated record. Gene Ontology annotation, biological process: intermediate filament-based process. The transcript is spliced from 4 exons. Bases 871 to 2376 code for a protein of 501 amino acids. Gene Ontology annotation, cellular component: Z disc; intermediate filament; sarcolemma.